Iphiclides podalirius (scarce swallowtail) is the source of this 324-nucleotide messenger RNA. NCBI's taxonomy places the organism in Eukaryota, Metazoa, Arthropoda, Insecta, Lepidoptera, Papilionidae. The record is from the annotation of a GenBank genome assembly.
AUGGGAGUACCGGCUGGUAAUGCUGAAAAUGGAAAAAAGAUCUUUGUUCAAAGAUGUGCCCAAUGUCACACUGUUGAAGCUGGUGGCAAACACAAAGUAGGCCCAAACCUUCAUGGUUUCUUUGGGCGCAAAACUGGCCAGGCGCCUGGAUUCUCCUACUCAGAUGCUAACAAAGCUAAAGGCAUCACAUGGGGUGAAGAUACCCUGUUUGAAUACCUUGAAAAUCCAAAGAAAUACAUCCCUGGUACCAAGAUGGUGUUUGCGGGUCUUAAGAAAGCUAAUGAAAGGGCAGACCUUAUUGCAUACCUGAAGGAAGCUACAAAG